UAUCGAAAUCACGAGAAAAUCGUUCUUAAACUAAUAAAUUGACAAAAUACCACGUUUUUCUAUUAUCUCUUCUUCGUAACACGAUAAUAAUGUGUUCAUAGAUGUUCGAGUGAUCGUAUUGUUGUAGUGUUUAUGUUUGAAUUGUGAAUUAAGACAAUAAUGGCGAAUAAUCGUAUACCGUCGGGUCCUAACACGCCCGGGAGUCAACAGACUCCUACACAGCAAGGUAUCAAAAUCUUCAUUCAAAGGGAUUAUUCUGAGGGCACAGCGGUCAAGUUUCAGACUAGAUUUCCACCUGAAUUGGAAGACAGAAUAGAUAGACAAACAUUUGAAUUCACAAUGGAGAGAUUGAAUGAACAUUUUGAGAUGGCCGAAACAGCGGACUGUAGUACUUAUUGUGAAGGUUGCCUUGCUUGCCUCACAGCUUACUUUAUAUACAUUUGUACUGAGACCCACUAUGAAAAGCACUUAAGAAAAAUAUCAAAAUUCAUAGCAACACAGAACGAAAGGGUCUAUAAUCCACGUGGUAUACACAUAACGGACCCCAUACUAAGGGGUUUACGAGUAAUAGAGAUUACCAUUAUCGACGUACCAAACUGUCAGAGCCCAACCGGUAAUUCAACGAAUAAUCAAUUACGACACACUUGACCACCACACGAAAAUAGGGAGUUCUUCAUGUAACAAUUAAGAUAUUGGUUUUAAUACUGUGGUGCUUUGUUGUUAUUUGUUAUCAAUUUGACAAAUAUUUGACAAAUUCUGUUACGAGUAAGGGGUUUCACAUUAAUCACAUCAGGUUUGAAAGAAGGGAAGGUUACUUAAAUCCAAGAAAUAUCACAUAAAUAUGUGUAAUAAGAUAA
Molecule: messenger RNA, 857 nt
Organism: Melitaea cinxia (Glanville fritillary)
Lineage: Eukaryota; Metazoa; Arthropoda; Insecta; Lepidoptera; Nymphalidae
Product: golgin subfamily A member 7
Exons: 3
Coding region: 160-648 (162 amino acids)
Biological process (GO): peptidyl-L-cysteine S-palmitoylation; protein targeting to membrane
Cellular component (GO): palmitoyltransferase complex
Source: RefSeq, a predicted model, not a curated record